Molecule: messenger RNA, 994 nt
Organism: Suillus fuscotomentosus
Lineage: Eukaryota; Fungi; Basidiomycota; Agaricomycetes; Boletales; Suillaceae
Exons: 2
Coding region: 241-798 (185 amino acids)
Source: RefSeq, a predicted model, not a curated record
AAACGAUAAACGAUCUUUUAUUGGCUGACUACGCUACUGAUGUAACUACAGAAACGCUUGGUUUAAUUGUUAUCGUGCUAUCAUAGGAGUGCUACGUUAGACACGCGAGGCAUCAUACAUACUCAAUACGCUAUUGCACGGAACAAACGGCAUCCCAAUAUUGGGGAUGCCAGAAGACCAUUGCCCGAUGUGAUACGCGGGAGCAGACGCUCCCACAGGACCAGACGGCCUUGAAUCACAAUGGUAACAUACGCUGGAACCAAAGUGCCAUUUCCCGGAUGUGAUAUGCGGGAGCAGACGCUCCCACAGGGCCAGAUGGCCUUGAAUCACAAUAUAACACAAGCCGGAGCCAAAGUCCCAUUUCCCGGAUGUGAUAUGCGGGAGCAAACGCUCCCGCAGGGCCAGACGGCCUUGAAUCAAAAUGUGCCAUUUCCCGGAUGUGACAUGCGGGAGCAGACGCUCCCACAGGGCCAGAUGGCCUUGAAUCACAAUAUAACACAAGCUGGAGCCAAAGUGCCAUUUCCCGGAUGUGAUAUGCGGGAGCAGACGCUCCCACAGGGCCAGAUGGCCUUGAAUCACAAUAUAACACAAGCUGGAGCCAAAGUGCAAUUUCCCGGAUGUGAUAUGCGGGAGCAGACGCUCCCACAGGGCCAGAUGGCCUUGAAUCACAAUAUAACACAAGCCGGAGCCAAAGUCCCAUUUCCCAGAUGUGAUUUGCGGGAGCAAACGCUCCCGCAGGGCCAGACAGCCUUGAAUCACAAUGGUAACAUACGCUGGAACCAAAGUCCCGUUGCAUAGGCUAGUGAGAUGCGUGAGCAGAAGCUUCCGCAGGGCCAGAUGGCCUCAAUCUCAUCACUGCUAAUGUAGGCGGGGGAGAUUCAGUAUGCCGGAUGGGAUUCGCUAUGGAAUUAAGAUGAUGAUCGAAGAUCAAGAAUGAGAGACUUCUUUGUCCGUGUUGUCGUCAUUGUUUGGGACUCCGCUUCAUUAUGUCAGC